Messenger RNA from Rhodotorula toruloides NP11, 1119 nucleotides. RefSeq names its product oxysterol-binding protein. NCBI's taxonomy places the organism in Eukaryota, Fungi, Basidiomycota, Microbotryomycetes, Sporidiobolales, Sporidiobolaceae. The transcript has 9 exons. The record is from RefSeq and is a predicted model, not a curated record. Gene Ontology annotation, cellular component: intracellular membrane-bounded organelle; membrane; cytosol. Gene Ontology annotation, biological process: piecemeal microautophagy of the nucleus; exocytosis; maintenance of cell polarity. Bases 1 to 1119 code for a protein of 372 amino acids. Gene Ontology annotation, molecular function: oxysterol binding.
AUGUCAGACGAAGCAGCAAACGUGCCCGCAGCACAAAAGUCUGGAUGGACCAGCUUCCUCAAGUCUCUCGCGUCCUUCUCGGGCGACUUGUCCGGCCUGACCGCUCCGCCUUUCAUCCUCUCCCCAACCUCGCUCUCCGAAUUCCCCUCCUACUGGGGCGAACCGAAAGACCUCUUCACCUCGAUCGCAGACGGAAAGACCCCCGAAGACCGUCAGUUGAGGGUCACGAAAUGGUUUUUGAGCACGCUUAGUGGGCAGUUUACGAGGAGGGAGAAGGAGACUGGGUCGGAGAAGAAGCCUCUCAACCCCUUCCUCGGCGAGCAGUUCCUCGGCUCGUGGGACAACGGCGAGCUCGUCCUCACCGUUGAACAAGUCUCGCACCACCCGCCUAUCACUGCCUACCACCUCGAGAACAAGAAGCGCGGCAUCGUCUUCGAAGGCAACUGUGCGCAAAAGACAAGUUUCUCGGCGCGGAUGAUCAGCGUCAAGCAGGUUGGACAUGGGAUCCUGAGGGUCAAGCUGGCGUAUCUUGUCACGCUUCCCAAGCUCAAGAUUGAGGGGUUGUGGACGGGCAAGCCCUACGUCGAGUUGACCGAGACGUCCUACAUCCAAGGUUCUCACGGCCUCACCUCGACGAUCAAGUACUCUGGCGCCGGAUGGGUGACUGGCACGUCGCACUCUCACACGACGACUAUUACGACCGGUCCGGGUGGUCCGACGCUCUAUACGAUUACGGGGACGUGGACGGGCGAGAGCAAAUUUGUCAAGCCUUCGAAGGAGGGGAGGGAGGGGACUGUGUUCCUUGAUGCGGGGGAGGAAGGGAUGAGGGAGCCCAUCAGCGUCAAGCCCGUCGAGCAGCAGGGCGAAUACGAGUCUCGAAGGGCUUGGAAGGCCGUUGCGGAUGGGAUUCGGAGCGGAGAUUACAACGCGGCUAGUGUGGCCAAGGGGGCGUUGGAGAAUGCCGAGAGGCAGAGGAGGAAGGAUGAGCUGGCGAACGGUCAACAGUUCCAGCUUAGGCUGUUUGAUCUCCGCCAGAACGACCCCGAGUAUGCGCACCUUGCCGCGUUGCUCAAGUUCAAGCCCGAGGAGGAAGACUCGUGGAUCCUCAAGGCGCAAUAG